AUGUCUACAUUAUCGAAUAAUCAACAAGAUAAACCAUCCGGAGUAAAUCUAUCCAAUGUAGAAUGGAAAAAACGAUUAACUAAUAAACAAUAUCGUAUAUUACGACAAAAAGAUACAGAAUAUCCUGGUACAGGUGAAUAUAAUAAACAUUUUGAUACAGGAAUUUAUAAAUGUGCUGGUUGUGGACAAGAAUUAUAUGAUUCUUCAUCGAAAUUUGAUUCACAUUGUGGUUGGCCAGCAUUUAGUUCAUCGAUUGGUACAUCAGUUCGACGUCAAAUAGAUACAGAUGGUUAUCGUGAAGAAAUUUUAUGUGCAAAUUGUGAUGGUCAUUUAGGUCAUGUCUUUAGAGGAGAAGGAUUACGUGAUGUUAAUGGUAAAUUAAUUCAAGAACGUCAUUGUGUAAAUUCUGCUUCACUCAAAUUUGAAAAGAAAAAAUAA
Messenger RNA from Rotaria sp. Silwood1, 438 nucleotides. The record is from the annotation of a GenBank genome assembly. Lineage: Eukaryota; Metazoa; Rotifera; Eurotatoria; Philodinida; Philodinidae.